CCCCCAAAAAAAAAAAAAAAAAAAAAAAAGAAGAUAGACUUAGCGGCUAGGUAAGAUUAUUCUAGCGUUUAUCUAAACAAAAAAAAGGGAUUAUUCUACUGUUUAGUUGAAGACCCAAGGCUUUAGAAAAUUCAAGAAGAGGAUACCAAACAACUGCAAGGUUUUGGAAAUGGCGGCAACAAAGGGCACAUUGUGCGUCACAGGUGCCGGUGGAUACCUUGGUUCUUGGGUCGUCCAGCUUCUCCUCUCCAAGGGCUACCUCGUGCAUGGAACAGUUAGAGAACCCACGGAUCAGAAGUAUGCUCACUUGAGCAAACUCGAGAAGGCCUCUGAUAAUCUGAAACUUUUCAAGGCAGAUAUACUGGAUUACAACAACAUUUACUCCGCUAUUGAAGGAUGCAGUGGAGUCUUCCAUGUUGCUAGCCCUGUUCCAUCUGCUACUGUUCCAAAUCCAGAGGUAGAAUUAAUGGAGCCAGCCGUAAAGGGUACACUAAAUGUGCUUAAAGCAUGUGCGCAAGCAAAGGUUAAGCGAGUUGUUGUUGUGUCCUCUGGAGCUGCAGUGUCCAUGAACCCAAGCUGGCCCAAGGGUCAACUGAUGGAUGAAAGUUGUUGGUCCAAUAAGGAAUAUUGCAUAUCAACUAAGAACUGGUAUUGUCUUUCCAAGACGAAAGCAGAAAGUGAGGCUUUUGAGUAUGGAAAACAGAGUGGGCUUGAUGUUGUCACUGUUUGCCCCACCCUCAUUUUGGGGCCAAUUCUGCAGUCCACAGUAAAUGCAAGUAGCAAGGUUAUUAUUAAGUUUUUGAAAGAAGGAUAUGAAUCAGUGGAAAAUAAGUUUCGGUUGGUGGUAGAUGUACGUGAUGUAGCAGAAGCGUUGCUUUUGGCAUAUGAGAAGCCCGAGGCAGAAGGGAGAUACAUAUGCAAGGCACAUGCAGUCUGGACAAAAGAUCUGGUUGAGAAAUUGAGGAGUAUAUAUCCUAACUACAAUUAUCCUAAAAACUUCACUGAGGCAGGGGAAGAACAAGACCUGAGCUCAGAAAAGUUGCAGAGACUAGGUUGGAGAUAUCGCUCAUUGGAGGAAACUCUUAUUGACUCUGUGGAGAGCUAUCGAAAGGCUGGAAUCUUGGAUUAAACCAAAAUAAAACAUAGUUUCAUGUAUCUGUGUAGUUUGAUGUAUCUGUGUUCAUUAAUUUCAUCAAAAGGAUAUUUCGGAUUAAUCACAAAGAUCUGUGAGGACUAAUAAGUCUAUAAACUUGAAUGUUCAGACUAUGGUGCAGAAAUUGACAUUUUCUAUGGUUCAUUUGUGUUGUGUACCUGCAAAGCGCUAUCUUGUGUAAAAAGCACUGUAACGAUAAUAUGUUGUGUACUUUCCUCAUAUACUUUCUGGCCGGUAAAUUCAACUUGCUAUUUUAUUUUGA
Messenger RNA from Hevea brasiliensis (rubber tree), 1415 nucleotides. RefSeq names its product cinnamoyl-CoA reductase 1. The transcript has 6 exons. NCBI's taxonomy places the organism in Eukaryota, Viridiplantae, Streptophyta, Magnoliopsida, Malpighiales, Euphorbiaceae. Gene Ontology annotation, molecular function: oxidoreductase activity, acting on the CH-OH group of donors, NAD or NADP as acceptor. The record is from RefSeq and is a predicted model, not a curated record. The coding region runs from base 170 to 1129 and encodes 319 amino acids.